Molecule: messenger RNA, 1827 nt
Organism: Talaromyces proteolyticus
Lineage: Eukaryota; Fungi; Ascomycota; Eurotiomycetes; Eurotiales; Trichocomaceae
Product: serine/threonine kinase 16
Exons: 3
Coding region: 44-1714 (556 amino acids)
Biological process (GO): transmembrane transport
Molecular function (GO): transmembrane transporter activity
Source: RefSeq, a predicted model, not a curated record
AUCUUACAUCGUUGCCCGGCAUAAGAUCUCUAAAUCUUGCAAAAUGCCCUUUGGAAUCCUUGAGUGUGACGCAGUAGAGAAUGUGCCUGGUACCGCUAUUGUCAGCGACCAGGACGAUCUUCCACCUGAAUACUCCCUAGUCCCUCGUGAUCAACUGAAGCACGGCAAAGGGCGAUUCUCUUCCGUGAUCCUUGUCCCGCAGCCCUCCGACGAUCCUAACGAUCCUUUAAAUUGGCCGCAAUGGCGGAAGGAGUCCGUCCUUCUCAUCAUCGGUCUUGCUGCCGGGGUGGCUGGUUCAUAUGGCCCCAUGCUCUCACCUGGCUUCGUUGAAAUUGCCAAGGAGCUCGGGAUUUCCGUCAGCCAGCUCGCCCAAGCCACAGCCUGGAUGAUUCUCACAAUAGGACUCUCACUCUUUGUGCUAAACCCCUUGGCUAAGGUCUAUGGUAGAAGACCGAUAUAUAUCUUCUCCAUCGUGAUGCUGUUUAUCAGCUCCGUCGUUGGAGGCACCGCAAAUGAAUUCCAUAUGUUUGAAGCCAGUAGAAUUAUCGGCGCCUUCGGGUUAGCACCAUUUGAAUUACUGGUUCAAUGCACAAUUGGUGAUCUGUAUUUCGUGCACGAGAGAGGUACACGAAUCGCUUUCUGGAAUAUGUGCCUUCUGUGUGGUAUAAAUGCCGGCGCACUCAUUUCAGGUUAUGUCAUUGAGAAUUUGGGCUGGAAAUGGUGUUUCUGGAUCUGUGCUAUUCUUUACGGUGUUUUAUUACUUCUCAUCGUCUUCUUUGUUCCCGAGACUUGCUACAACCGGGAAAGUAGCAUCGUUGUCCGUGCAAUGGUCGAUGAAGCCAAAGGCGAUCAUAUCGCCGCUAUGCAUCUCGAAACAAAACAAAAUAAGAUUCGAAAAAAGGCCUCUGAAUUUGAACAGAGUACAAGUGACAGCUCAAUUAACGGCAUCCAGCGCAAAAUGUCGUACUGGCAUUCUCUCCACCUCUACUCUGGUCGGUAUAGCAACGCGUCUCUGUUCAAGGUUGCUGCCCGGCCAUUUAUUCUGUUCUGGUAUCCUGCUGUCUUCGUAUUAUUUGCGGUCUUCGGUGUUAUGAUGUGUUGGAGUGUCGUCUACUCGAAUGUGAUCGGCGUAAUUUUCGUUGCUCCACCGUACAACUUCAGCGUCUCUCAAGCCGGUCUAACGUCACUCUCCCCACUAAUCCUGGCCAUUAUUGGCGAGGUCGUUUCUGGUCCUCUGAAUGAUGCUAUCUGCUUGUACCUCACUCGCAAGAACAAGGGCAUAUACGAGCCGGAGUUUCGUCUUGUCCUCAUUGUUGUUGUCAUUAUCCUCAGUACCGUGGGCUUCUUCGGCUUCGGCGCCACCGUCCAUUACCAGACACAUUGGACCGGUCCUGUGCUCACCUAUGGACUUUCAAAUAUGGCAUUGGCUUUUACGUCAACCUGUCUGUACGGAUAUGUUCUCGAUUGUUACCCAACACUGAAUGCGGAGGCGUUCGUGGCACUCAACCUACGUAACAUUCUCGCUUUCGGCAUGUCGUAUGUGAUUGAGGAUUGGCUGGUGAAUUCAGGGGUCUUGAAUGUGUUCGUGGUAUUAGGGAGUAUUAUCUUAGCUACGUGCUCGCUUACAGUCCCGCUAUGGAUUUUUGGGAAGAAAUGCCGAAGCUGGACUGGAAGGAACAAGUGGUUGACAGAGUUUAUGAGUGACUAUGACUAGUCCAUCAGUGUAUUGCAGUAUUUCAAGGUCUAAUCCCUAUUGGAUUGUUAUAUUCGUUCUAGGCGAUCUCCAGCUCGUUGGAUUGCUUUUCUCGGAUAUUCUUUUCAAUGUGC